This is a messenger RNA of Pyrenophora tritici-repentis Pt-1C-BFP, 1966 nucleotides long. RefSeq names its product Treacle multi-domain protein. Gene Ontology annotation, cellular component: cytoplasm. The record is from RefSeq and is a predicted model, not a curated record. Lineage: Eukaryota; Fungi; Ascomycota; Dothideomycetes; Pleosporales; Pleosporaceae.
AUGACCGAACUCAGUGUCUACGACAAUGACCCGACCAUUUAUCUCUUCACCUCGCUGACUGCUGGGUCCUCGCACAUCAUCACUGCUACCUCGCGAAUUGAGACAAUCCUGCGGGCGAACAAGAUUCCGUUCAAGGGCGUUGAUACCGCGACAGAUGAGCUAGCAAAGAAGUUGUUCCAGCGGAGAGCCAGUGGGAAGAAGCUUCCGUUGAUAGUCAAGGAGGGAUAUGUCUUGGGUGGCAUCACUGAAAUUGAAGAAUGGAACGAGUACGAUGAGAUUAGAGAAGCGCUGGGAGUCACCUCAGCUUUCACCCCAUUCCCCGCGAAACCUGGGCCACCCAUGGUAUCCGCACCGUCAUCGAUCAUUCCCGCAAGCGCAGCUGCGAAGAAGGAGAAUGUCGUGAUCCCGAGCCCGGAGACGAACCUCGCGCUUCGCCAACUGGGCGCUGAAGCAGCGAAGAAGGCGGCGAGCUUGAAGCCUACACCGACUAGUAUCAAGACGACAAACCCGCUGUUGAGCGAGAAGACAAAUACCCCAACCUCCGCGACCAGUGGCAUUCUCUCGCCAAAGUCAGUCCCGCUUCCUGUGACACCAGGCGUCGCAAACUUGGAGAGCCCGGUCAAAGAGACGCCGAGUAGUAUCCUCUCGCCAAAAUCGGUACCGCUUCCAGAUACGCCGACAGUCGCAGCCGCGAAGAGCCCGAUGAAAGAGACCCCCAGUGGAAUCCUCUCGCCGAAAUCAGUCCCUCUCCCACAGACACCGACGACAGCCAAAGAAGCGGCCAAAGAUACGAAGCCUGCGACCGCGAAAGCCGACGCCAAGCCCGCCGCAACCAAAGACACAAAAGCAAAGGAUGUAAAGGCCAAGGCUGCGACGACGAGGACUACAACAGCAAAGGCUACAACAGUGAAGGCUACGACGGCAAAAGCUACGACGGCAAAAGCUACGACGGCAAAAGCUACGACGACAAAAGAUGUAAAGGCGAAGACCGCGUCCUCGUCAGCGUCAGGGUCCAAAGACGCAAAGCCGAAAACUACCACCACCUCCACCAGAAAACCUGCCGCAGGAGGUCUCUUCGGUCUCGGCAAACCCGCUGCAAAACCAAGGGCGAAAGCGACGACUGUCAAGGAUACAAAGAGCAAGGAGGCCGUCAAGGCUAAGGAUGUCAAGACCACCAGGCCGACAGCCCGGUCGGGCAUCCCCAAACCUACAGAUGCGAAGAAAACGACAAAGACGCCUGUUGGUGGAGCAAAGAAGGCUGCGGUUGCUGCAGGUGCCGUGGGUGCCGCGGGCGCUGCAGCUGCGGUAGCCGCUACAACGGAGAAGAAAGACGAAGAAGACAAAAAGGAUGAAGAAGAAAGCCCAGAAGAAGAGUCCGAGGGAGAGAAGAGCGAAGGAGGCGAGGCUUCUAAACCAGCAGAGGCGGAAGCGAGUGACGCAGCAGACAAGACUGCUACAACAGAAGAGAGCAGCGAAGAAGACGACGAAGAAGAGGAGUCCUCAGAAGAGGACGAGGAUGAAGAACCUAAGCCAGCAGCCCCAGCAGCAGACCCCUCAAGCAAAGCCGAAGAGGACGAAGAAGAAGAGGAAAGCUCAGAAGAGGACGACGACGAAGAGGAAGAUGACGACGAAGAAGAUGAAGAAGAAAGCUCAGACGAAGACGAAGACAAAGAAGAGGAAAAAACACAAGCCCAACCCGCCAAAGACGCGAGUAAAGCUGGUGUAAGUGUCAAGGAUUAAACAGACACUUAUCCAUUCCAUCCAUUGAAAACUUGUACUUUUGGUCUUGCUUGUAAACUUUCUGGUGUAACCACUCUUUUAAUACUGGUUUUAUCGUCUUCGGGGUUGGGGUUCGGAUCGGUAAAGGGGAACGGGAGAACGGAAACUAGAAUGUAGUAUAGUAUAGUAGCCGUUUUGGUUUGUUCAAUAUGUAGUAUGCUUAUUGAAUGGGGAUCCUUUCACCAUA